This is a messenger RNA of Sordaria macrospora k-hell, 2490 nucleotides long. RefSeq lists its product as uncharacterized. Lineage: Eukaryota; Fungi; Ascomycota; Sordariomycetes; Sordariales; Sordariaceae. The record is from RefSeq and is a predicted model, not a curated record.
AUGUUGAGAUGGGCUCUAGCAUUGAGAAUCAGGCGCAUCAUUGUCACUUCACCAACUUUCCUGCGCCAGUCGUUCCAUAAGCGAUUUUACAGUAGCAGUCCCCCGUUUGAGCCUUCGAUAGAACGCUAUCAAGUUCCAUGCGCCUCUGCUGGUGAGAUUACUGUCAGUCUGUACAAUGUCGCGGACCGGCCGCCAACAGAUCCCUUGAUCAUCUGGAUCCCCCCGUUUGCCGCCCGAGAUGAGAACGACCCAAACUACCAUCUCCCAUCAUGGCUUCAUAGAUUCUCAGUUGCCGUAAUCCACUACAGAUGGUCUGGCUUGUACGAUGAUGAAAGACCAAAGCCAAAGCCAAAGCCAAAAUCACAACUCAAACCAAAGCCUCGUGUCGAACCCGAGCUUGACGAUGAAGGAUAUUGGUCGAGCGGAGCAUCCGAGGUCAAGGAAAAAGAUGAGGAAAUCGAACAAGACGAUGAUGAAGACAUCAACAGAACCCCUCUCCACUGGCCCACCCCCAUCCACGACGUGCUCUUCGGCUACUCCUGGAUCACCCAAAAUCUCCUACCUAAAUAUCCCAAGCGCAAAGACGUCUACAUCUGCGGCUCCUACCUCGGCGCCUCUCUCGCCGCCGGCCUGGCCCUCAGCGAGUCGUACCCGCACGCCCGCAUGGCCGUGCGCGGUCUCAUCACUUACAACGGGAUCUACGACUGGACCACUUUCUUACCGGACCAUCCCAUCCACCGACCGAAAGGUGACGACCGCAUCCUCAUCGAGUCGCAGCUGCAAAAGCUCAACCGCGAUCUCGACGAGGACAGCGGACCGGCGGCUACCUCGCCCAUCAUUGCGCAUUAUCAGCGAAGGCUCGAAGACCUCUUCGGCUCGCCGUCGGGAUUGUUCGAUAGCUUCGCGAGCGCUUGUCUGUUCUUUCAUACGGCCGGACUUUUUGUCCCGCCGACUUUUCAUGAGAGGUAUGUCCCGGAAUGGCUUCUGCCGCCGCCUCCGGGGCCUUUGAUUACAGGCGCUUCUGGUGCCGGUGUUAAUGGCGCCGGCAACGGCCAGGGCCAACAUAUCAACGACCCUCAUGACCCCUUUACCCCUCCGACCACUUCCCCUCAGCCCGAACCACCCUUCCAAGACGACUUCGACUUCCUCGACCCGGACGACUUCGACCACUACGUGCACACCUAUGAAGAGUACGGCAAGGAAAUGUCCAUGGCCAACUACCACGACCUCGACCUCGGCCCCGACCCCGACAACUCCGAGCCCUUCGAGCAAGGCUCACAAGGCUCAGCAGUAGCAGCCGCAGAAGACACCACAGCAGAAGAAGACAUACACCAACAACAACAGCAAGAAACCCUCCAGCUCCAGACGCAAGUGGAAGAAAAAAUGUCCAUGGUCAACGACCACUACGACCACCACGACCACGACCUCGACCUCAACCCUGAUGACUUCGAGCACCCCGAGCACUUUAACCAGUCUGAGCCAGACUCACCAGACUCAGCAACAGCAUCCUUGAACCCCGAAGAAGACAUACACCAACACCACCAAACCCUCCAGCUCCAGCACCAGCAUCAAACCCAAGCCGAAGAAAAAACAUCCAUGGUAUACGACGCCUCGGGCGAGCCCGACUCUGUAGCAGCCGCCGAUCUCAUCUGUGAAGUGCACCGGCACCUGCAGCAACAAGAUGAAGCGCUCAAAGUGCAGAUCAUCCACGCCAAGUUCCCGCGCAAGUCGUACGUGCACUUCCCGUCGCGGCACUCGAUGCUCAAGCUGCCCGACACGCUGCUGCUGUACGAGACGCCGAGCGCGGAGGAGCUGCCGCCGUUCAAGUGCGAUGCUUUGGCGCGAUUGGGCGUGGAGGGGAGUGGGGCUAUGAGUUUGUCGGCGAGAUAUAGGAAGGGGAAGGGGAAGGAGGGGAAGAUAAAGGAGGGGAAACAAAAGGGGAAGGAGAAGAAGGAGAAGAAGGGGAUUAAGAAGGGGAAGGGGAAGGGGGUAAAGGAGGAGGAGAAGGAGGGAGAGGAGGGAGAGGAAGAUGAACAGGAGGAAGAGCAACAGGAGGAGAAAGAAGAAGAAAAGGAAGAGGAAGAUGACGUGGAGGAAGAUGAAGCAGAAGAGGUCGAUGGAGAAGAAGGAAAGACCAAAAAAAAGAAAUCCCGCCCCCGCCUCAAAACGCGCAAAAACCGCCGACCCCCCGUCGCCAUCACCGCCGGCGAGAACAGCUUCCGCACGCAAGCGCACGAGCUGGCGCUGCUGAUGCAGCGGAGCAUCGAGACGUUGGAGCUCAGAGAGCGGCAGAAGUGGGACGAGGACUACAUGGUCGACAUCCACCACUGGGAGCUGGAGGCGGCGAGGAGGGUCAAGGUGGCGGACGUGGGCGUGGUGGACGAUCAGGAUAUGGAGAUUGGCGAUCUGGAAGGGGUCGGGGACUUGGAUGAGAGGGGGAGGGAGAUCGUGUUGGAGUGGUUGGAGGAGAAGAUGGACAAGGCCCGUUGA